CGGCCGUUCCCGACGGGCUGUACAGUUUCGCAACUACAUCGCUUUGGAUAAUCAGUGGCGUGUGGCGACCAACGUUCGCGGUUUAUCUGUGUGCACGUCCAGACUAAAUUUGUUCACCAGUGGCCAAAACUACGGAUUUACCCAGUGUUCAGUUCAGAGCUAUGGGAAUUACGUGAAACUUCCUCACUUAUAAGUGAUCAGUCAGCACUAGAGCUGUGGCUAAAUUCCUGGCAUCGAACGCAUAAUGCGUUUGCAAUGACGUCGCAACAACAUGGGCAUAUUCAUCCGAUUGUCCGCCGCGAAAUGGAGAGCAUACGCCUUUCUUCUAGUCAUCCACGUCCCGAUACUGCAAGGAGAAGAACAAUCCCAGUGUCCGAGUCUCUCAGAGAACCCCAUUUGUCCUUGUUAUAACUUUAAGGAAGGAUUAUUUCUGGAGUGCCCCAGCGCGAGUCCUGGUGUUGUAAAAAAUGUAUUGUCAAAGAUAAGGGGAACCAUCCAAUCCUUAUCAAUCUACGAUCUUGAGAGCUCAACCACAGAGUUGAAAGCGGACCUUUUCCCUUCAAAAAUAAAAGUUAACAAUUUACAAAUCUCGCAGUCAGCAGUACACAAAGUAAAUCCAACAGCUUUCAAUUCACUCCGCGAUACGCUGAUAUCUUUAAGCAUAAUUUCAAGCAAAUUAGACAGGAUCCCGAGUGAAGCAUUUUCCGAAUUGUUUCAUGUAGAAGCUCUUGAUUUACAGCUCAAUGACAUUAAAGACAUUCAAGCUAACGCGUUUAAAAAUCUCAAGUUGAAAAAACUAAAUUUAAAAGGCAAUAAAAUAGAAAACAUUUCUGAACAUGCACUACACAGCUUAGAAGAUUCUUUAAUUGAGCUGGAUCUCACGGAAAAUUAUCUCAGUGUUUUCCCAUUACAGACAUUUAAAAAACUAAACAAACUAAGUAUUUUAAGACUUGCUUGGAAUAGACUUAGUACGAUACCAAACGAUGUUAAUGCUAGUAUACCUAAUUUGCUAACUUUAGAUUUAACUUCAAACUUAAUAACCAAAAUAGAAAGGAACUGGUUUUAUUGUACACCGAAACUAAAAACUUUAAUAUUGUAUAGUAAUCAAAUACAAGAAUUAGACGAGGAAGCAUUUCACACUUUAGAAAAAUUAGAAACAGUGGAUCUUAGUAGGAAUAAAAUAAUAAAUAUAGGUAAGAAUACAUUUCAAAGAAACAAAAACAUUCGCACAAUAGACUUAAGUCACAAUCAUCUCCAUUACAUCAAGGGAUUAUUUUCGAAUCUCCAUUACCUCUCCGAAGUAUUUCUAUCUGAAAAUAACAUUCUUGAAAUAACAGACGAUGCGUUUCACAACGCAAUGGCUUUAACGGUUCUGAACUUAGAGCACAAUGCAUUACAACAUUUGCACCCAAACUGUUUUACUACAUUACAAAACUUAACACAACUUCAUAUGGGAACAAAUUUUUUGAAUAAACUUCCUCGUAAUAUAUUUCAGUCCAACCGUAAAUUAAUAACUUUAAGUUUAGAUAAUAACAAAAUUAACGAACUAGAUGAAUUAAUAUUCGAAAAACUCAUGGAGUUAAAAGAAAUACGCUUGCAAAAUAAUAAGUUGAGCCACAUCAAGCGAAAUGUCUUUAGUCCAUUACCUGGACUCCAGGAACUACAUUUACAAAACAAUAUUAUACAGAACAUUGAUUCCCAUGCAUUUAUCACACUGAGAAGUCUCCAUCACAUAAAUUUACAAGGUAAUCGAUUGACUACUAUAGGUGACGUGUUCCCAAAUAGGAAUUCGUCCUUAGUUUCUAUACAACUCAGUGUUAAUUACUUGUCAUUGCUGAAAAACAGUUCUCUUAGAGGACAAGUCAACGUGCAAAUAAUGUGGCUCAGUGAAAACAACAUCAAACUACUUACGUCUAACCUUUUUAAUGAUCUAACUAACAUUCAAUGGCUAUACUUAAAAAACAAUAGUAUUGUACAUAUUGAAAAUAAAACUUUUACGCAUUUGAAAAAGUUAAAGUAUUUAGAUCUAAGUAACAAUAAACUUAUGAAACUAAGCAAUGAAACAUUUUAUAAACUUGUAACGAUGGAAGAACUGUAUCUACAAAGCAACAAUAUAAAUCAAAUCGCAAAAGACACCUUCCAAUUCUUAAUGAAGUUAAAAGUUUUAGAUCUUUCCCAAAAUGAAAUCAUUGUUUUAGAUUUUGAUAUUUCGUCUCUGCCAAUCAAACAACUCCGACUUAAUAAAAACUCAAUAUCAAUUAUUGAAGCGAACUCCCUGAAAACUUUGCCGAAUUUAAACGACUUACAAAUGAACAACAAUCUCUUAACUUGGGAAGACGUCAUUCAAGUGCAAAUACCUGGCCUCAAGUCCGUAAUAUUUUCAAAAAACAACUUCACUUUAGUGGGAAACAAAACGUUCUCCCAUUUACCCUCGUUACAAGCUCUGUCAUUAGAAAUGUCAAACAUAUCUCUAUUGCCUCCAGCGAUAUUUAUUAAAAACCAGAAUCUUCUCCGAAUAAACUUAGCUUUUAAUAAUCUGAGGGAUUUGCACAAAGAUGUGUUCGCUUAUACGACAAUAUUGCAAGAAUUGAAUCUGAGUGGUAAUAAUUUUUCCGAUUUUCCUCACGUGGCGCUGUUUAAUAUCACGUCUCUGGAAGUUUUGGAUUUAUGUCACAACCAACUGCAAAGCGUCGACUUCUUUAAAUUCAUAGGACUACAAAAUCUUCGUACAUUGAGUUUGUGUAAUAACCGUAUUUCGAUGUUGAAUGGAUUUAAUUCCCCUGCUCUUAAAAACUUAGUCACUUUGAACUUAAAUAAUAAUAUGUUGACAGUUCUCCCACCGAAUUUUUUUCAACAUUCAAUAGGUUUAAAAGAAAUAGAUUUAUCUAAUAAUAUUUUUAGGCAUAUUCCUAGUGAUGGUUUUUCAGAAACAAUACUACCGACUCUAAAAACGUUAAACAUGUCAUCUAAUUUAUUAGAGCAAUUGUUGCAAACAUAUCCAUCAAAAGAAUUUCCUCUAUUAGAAGAAUUGAUAGUAACGAAUACUAACCUAUCAAUAAUAACGAGUAAAGACUUCGAGAACUUUCCAAUGCUCAAAACGUUGAUACUAACACGGAAUUCUAUUAAUCGGCUUUCGCCUGGUGCAUUUUCAAAGCUACAUAAAUUGGAAAGACUAGAUUUAAGUCAAAAUAAACUGGAAAAUAUUCCAAGGGAGAGGCUGCAAGGAUUGUAUUCAGCACGUAUUCUCAAUAUCUCACAUAACACGAUACGGGAACUGGAGGAGCUUACAUCAGACUUACAAAGUUUACAGAAACUGGAUAUUUCAUUCAACCACAUAACAAGACUAAAUAGAGAUACAUUUCGGGGUCUGCAAAGUCUCACGGAGUUGUACUUGAGUAAUAAUUGGCUGUCAAUCGUGUCCUCGGAGGCGUUCCGAAGUCUCAACAAAAUUACACUUGUCGACUUGAGCCACAACUACUUCGAAGUGAUACAAAUGAAGAUGCUGAGAUCUAUAGAGACACAGAUCAAGACGUUAUCCUUAGACGAAAAUCCGUUGACAUGCAACUGCGAGUCACAAGAUUUAUGGAAAUGGAUGCAGGACCAUUUUAAAAUUGUUUUGAAAACCAGUAGCAAUUUGCGGUGUGAACACCCCGAAGAGCUUCACGGAUACAGUUUUAUCGAACUUUCUUCUCAGAAACUGUGUGAUUUGCCCAUUAUCACACGAAUCGCUAUACAAGAUAUCCAAACUUAUUCGGUAGUCGUAUCUUGGCAAAGUCGCAACCUAACUGGCUUGAACGGAUAUCAAGUGGCUUACUUUGGAGAGCAAACCCCUGCCAUCAUUCGGGGGAAAAUCGUAAAUGCAUCGCACAGAUCGACGAGGCUAAAUCAUUUGACACCAGGUUCUCGGUACACCAUUUGCGUCAUGGCGUUAGGCAACUUCGGUAACUUUGCGUCUUCGUCUUCAACCCUUCCAGGUGCGAGGAUGGCAAGUGCAGAUAGUGCACAUUUGUACGCUGACGAACAAAUGUUCAAUCACCUUCGGCCAUAUAUGAACGAUUCGCUUACUAGUAAAUGCACCAGUGUUGGAACAAUAGAAAUCUUCGGGGCUGCAUUUGAGAGUCCUUUUUCGAAUACGUACAUGGGCAUUGCAGAUAUAUUAACCAGAAGACUAAGUUUGGUUGUGGGCUGUUGUAUUGGCUUCAUUGUGUUCGUUGUGUUAGUGUCCGCUCUAGGAUAUAUAAAAACUAAGAAACGUCCCGUCGUUGCUAAAGUAGAGACUCAACAGGCUCCGCAAUACAUUUCUUAUGACAAUUUUUCCACGCCCAACGUAGAAGUGCAAACAACAGAUAUGGAUAUCAAUACAAUUUCCGACAAAGCCAAGCCCCAAUGCAAUAGGGAGUAAGCUAAAGCUGCUGAAACUUGAGAAGCACGUAAAAAGCGAAAGGCGAUUCGGAUUUUACCGAUUUGAUUCCCUUGUGAAUAGAGCCCCAAGUAGGUAAUGCCACUCACGUUGGAGCGAAAUGAUUUUGUGCGUUCGUCUUCCAAACUUGUUCCGGGAGUUUGGCAGAAUGAAUUAUUACUACUACGAGCUUGUCAAUAACGAAAUGUGUGAUAAUCGAAAAAGUUUCACGUCACCAAGGUUACCUUUUCCAUUACGUAUGAUUUAUGUUGAAGAUGGAAUAUAGACAUUACAUUUCCCUUUUUUAUUGCACAGUUCUGUACAGUAUUAAUCAUAGUAGAUAGGAAUAUUUUAAGCGGACUAAUAUCAUAAAGUACUCUUAUGAAGGGCUAUCCGUGUAGGCAUAAUACGUUUUGUACUUUAAGGUAAAUGAAUAAAACUGGCGGCCUAAGAUGUGGCUAGGAAGACUACCCAUUGAAAACAACUGCCAUUUUUGAAUUAUUGGACCCGCUCGUAAAAACUCCGCAAAAUUCUGUUUUGUACAAAUUUUUUCAGCUCUUCUUGUACCCCUUAGUUAACGUGUACCCUACCGGUUUAGUUAUCAUUCUAUCUGAUGUCGCUUUGAUUAAUUAAUGGAUAUUGUCUAUUUUGUAACCAAUAUUAUUAAACCUCAACUUGAAACACUUAAGACAUACUGUUAUCCCUUUCAAGAUUAUAAAGUUCGAAGAGGUGGCAAUGUAUUUAGAACUGUCUAGUGGGAGUUCAAAAAUAGGUCUUGAUUAUAUUGUUCUAUUCAAGCUUUACAUUGUGUUGAAACGUUUAACGUUAUUUAUACAAUUUUUAUUAAUAUCAUUAAUACUUUAUUAAAUUUAUUAUCAUUCAACGAACGUGGUUAUAAUCACGAUUGUAAAAUGUAACUUAAGAUAAGGAGUUGUGUAAAAUAAUGUAAAAAUACUAACUUUGUUAGCCGUUAAUAGAUAAUAAAGGUCAUUUUUGAAUGUUAUCAUAAGAAUCGAAUAUUUGCGAGUAUAUGCAACAAAAACUCCAAUUUGUGGGUCUAUUAUUACUUACACGUGCUGAAAGGAAUAAAUUUGCAUGUAACUAAUUUACGCGUUACCUGCUUGUGUAUUACAUUACACGCUUUGUAUACUUUCACAACGUCACUUAAAUACAUGCAGAACCAAAUUUUCGCUAUGGGAACAGCAGGCUGCGAAUCUGACUGAGUGCUGAUCAACACCAAAGUCUGUUGUUAAGACGAAGUUUAGAACGAGUCGGAUCUUAAAGCGUUAUGUACAGAAAGCCCGACCGUCUGCGGUAUUGUUCUUCUUUUUCUUAUCGAUGGCAUACACAGUAAUGUUUACCAUAAUGGUGAAAUGCUCUGCCAAUCGGCGUGCACUAAAUUAACAAACACGAAAAGGGAAUUCCCCGUACGGCGUACCAUUGCUUUCUUGCACACCUAGUGCAUUCUGGGCUACGUCGCCAACAUCUGAGCUGAAACUAUCUCCGUGGCUGAAAAAUCGGCUGAGAUCAUAAUUUUCAUAUUAUAAUGACCAUUUAGAUCGGUAUCAUAAAAUACAGAAUAUUUUUUUCACAUUUGAUCAGCUCGAUUCUCAGAUGACCAUUUUAAAAGUAUUUGAUUGCAGAAUAUCAUACUUUUAAAUAUAAAAUAAGUCUCCAUCAAGUAUUUUAUCUACAAUAUUUAAAGUAGUUUCCCUCUGUGCCGUAUAGCCGUGGGGCAAACUGUAUAUAACUUUAAAUGUCUUCUUAUUGUCGAUGGUAUUCGCUAUAAUGCUUGCCAUCGUGGUGAAAGGAUUUGUUAAUCGGCAAAAGGCAUUCGCCGAUUGUUGCCCAGGGUGUACCAGACAUACGAGUAUAUGCGCCCAGUUACAUGAGGUGAAAGUUUUCGGGCGACCGCCCGGUCACCACGCCUUCAUGUACAUAAAUGGCGAAACUGAAUUCUAUUCACUAGGCAACAACAUUUAAAUUCAUCUGAAUUGUACAACCGGGCGGUCGCGUAGAUCAAAUUCAAGCCAGACUCGCUCGCGUGCCCGGAACGCUCAUUUAAGUUAAAACGUAAAAACUAGACAAACAGAGCGUAUUUUGCCAAGGCAAUUAGAAGCACGCGGUCGCUCCGCGGCGGCAACGUGGACCCCGCUCUUCGACCGC
Messenger RNA from Hyposmocoma kahamanoa, 6565 nucleotides. RefSeq names its product protein artichoke. Gene Ontology annotation, molecular function: protein binding. The transcript is spliced from 5 exons. NCBI's taxonomy places the organism in Eukaryota, Metazoa, Arthropoda, Insecta, Lepidoptera, Cosmopterigidae. The coding region runs from base 272 to 4402 and encodes 1376 amino acids. The record is from RefSeq and is a predicted model, not a curated record.